GUGUCUAUAUGUGUAUAUGUGUGUAUGUGUAUAUGUGUAUUAAUGUGUUUGUGUGUGUGCAUGCGUAUGUGUGUGUGUGUUUGCAGUGGGCCAGCCAGAUGGCGUUCCCCAGACGGAGGAGGCAAUGACGGGGCCUCUCAUUGCUGUGGAGACUAACGGAGGCGAGGGGGCGGGGCAUCUGAACGGAGGUGCAGAGCAUCCAGACGAGGGCGGGGCCGCAGAGGCUGACAUCACCAUGGAGACGGAGAAGGAGGCGACGGAGGAGAAGAAGGAGGUGGAGCCUGCUGAGGAGGAGGUGGGCUUCAAGAAGAUCUUUCGCUUUGUGGGCUUCAAGUUCACUCUGAAGAAACAGGAGAAGAAGGAGGAGGAGGAGCCUGUCAAACUGCUGACCGUGGAAAAGAAAGAGGAGGAGAAGGUGACAGAGGAGGCCACGGAGGCGGUGACAGAGGAAGAGGCCAAGGAGGCGGUGACUGAGGAAGAGGUGGCCAAGGAGGCGGUGACAGAGGAGGCCAAAGAGGAGGCGACAGAGGAGGCCAAAGAGGAGGUGACUGAGGAGGCCAAAGAGGAGAAAGCCAGUGAGGAGCAGACAGCAGCGGCAGCUCCUGAGGAGCCUGCAGGAGACCAGGAGGCGGAGACAACGCCGGUGAAGGAAGAGGAGCCUCCUGUUGUUAGCCCCGCCCCCCAGGAGAGCCAAUCAGCUUUCAAGAGGUUCUUCACCCAGGGCAUCUUCUCCAACCUGCGGAAGAAGAGCAGCAUGAGGAGGAGCAAAGAGGAGGAGGAGAAGAAGGAGGAGGCCAAGCCGGAGGAGGAGACACCCCAGGAGAAAACAGAGGAGGCAACCAAAGAGGAGGUGCCAGAGGGGGAGAAGAAAGUGGAGGCUGAGACUUUAGUGGAGGAGGAGGUGAAAGAAGAGGAGGUGAAAGAGGCAGAGGUGUCAGAGGCGCAGCAGGAGGUGUCGGAGGUGGUGUGUCCAGUGGUGGUAGAGGAGGCGGUGGCUGCCGAGCUAAUCGAGGAAGUGGCAGUAACUGCGGGCGACGCUCCUCUACAGGCAGAGGCAGCUGCCACUGAAGCCAUCACCGAGGCAACUGCAGAGGAGCAGGCGGAGGUGGUUGCCACAGAGGUUACUGUGGUGGCAGCAGCAGAGGAGGCCAAAGCAGAGCAGGAGCCAGUGGUCACCUCCUCUCUUGAGGCCAGCUCCUCUGUAGAGAUCACCUCCUCUUCAGAGGGAGCAGCUCAAGAGAUCACCUCCUCACAGGAGAGGAGGGGGAGCCCCCUGAAGAAGCUUCUGAGUGGUGCGGGACUGAAGAAGCUCUCCUCCAAGAAGACGCGCGCCAAGAAAACGCCAAAGAAGGAGGCGCAGGAAGAGGAGCCCAAGAAGGAGGAGGAGCCUGUUGCCGAGCAACCGUCAGCCCCUGCUGCUGAAGAGGUGGACGUGAGCUCAGAGGGAACCAAAGAGGAGGUCAAAGAGGAGAUCAAAGAGGAGGAGAAGGAGGAGGUCACAGCGGCGGAGGUAACGGAGGAGGCCACAGAGGAGGUGAAGGAGGAGGCUGCUGCUGCUCCCGAGGAGCCCAAGAGGAAGAUGGACACGUCCAUGUCGUGGGAGGCGCUGAUCUGCGUGGGCUCCUCCAAGAGGCGCGGCAGGAGGACCUCGGACUCGGAUGAGGAGGAGGUACCCGAGGAGGUGGUGCCAGCCUCCGCUGAGGAGACCAAGCCGGGUGUGGAAUCCCCUCUGGCCGCCUCGCAGGAGCAGCCGGAGCAGCAGGAGGAGACACAACAGGAGGAGGAGGCACAGCAGGAGAAGACACAGCAGGAGGAGCAGCAGGAGGUGCAGGCCAGCGUCUCCUCCCCAGAGGAAGGGGAAGGGGAGCAGCCUGUCUCCACGUGGGAAUCCUUCAAACGUCUCGUCACCUCCCGCAAGAAGCGGCCGAGUGAUGAGAAACUCACCUCCUCUGGGGAGCAGGAGGCAUCAGGUGAAUACUAUUCUAUACUAUGCUACUAUACCAUAGCCUACUACACCUACACCACACUACACUACGCUACAUUGUACUACCAUGAUACUACACUACACUAUACUAUGCUACUAUACCAUAGCCUACUACUAUACCAACACCACACUAAACUACACUACACUACACUACACUAUGCUACAUAA
Messenger RNA from Engraulis encrasicolus (European anchovy), 2152 nucleotides. RefSeq names its product A-kinase anchor protein 12-like. Gene Ontology annotation, biological process: regulation of protein kinase C signaling; signal transduction. The transcript has 6 exons. Gene Ontology annotation, cellular component: cytoplasm. Gene Ontology annotation, molecular function: calmodulin binding; protein kinase A binding. The record is from RefSeq and is a predicted model, not a curated record. Lineage: Eukaryota; Metazoa; Chordata; Actinopteri; Clupeiformes; Engraulidae. The coding region runs from base 125 to 2152 and encodes 675 amino acids.